Messenger RNA from Daphnia magna, 5283 nucleotides. It is a transcript of the gene byn, whose product is annotated as T-box transcription factor T-A-like. The coding region runs from base 2793 to 4688 and encodes 631 amino acids. The record is from RefSeq and is a predicted model, not a curated record. The transcript has 9 exons. Lineage: Eukaryota; Metazoa; Arthropoda; Branchiopoda; Diplostraca; Daphniidae. Gene Ontology annotation, biological process: positive regulation of DNA-templated transcription; cell fate specification; mesoderm formation. Gene Ontology annotation, molecular function: RNA polymerase II cis-regulatory region sequence-specific DNA binding; DNA-binding transcription factor activity, RNA polymerase II-specific. Gene Ontology annotation, cellular component: nucleus.
CCAGAGUGGUACCUGGUAUAAUGUGUCAUCCGCUCGCUAGAUGGACACCCGUUAUCUCUAUCAAUCAUUUCAUCUAUCAAGGCCUCAAACACAGCACAAGCCACGUUUUGUACAGCAGUUUGUCCAUUACGACUAGGGUUUCGCUUUGGCAGACUGUGUUUGGGAAUAUCGGUGUGUGUGUGUGUGUGUGCUUUUACCAUGUCGCAUUAUUCCCAUCGUGAUGCUGUCAGGUGCUAAAUAAAGUGAGAACAAAAAUGUAAAAGGUAUGCUACAUACAUUGUAAGCGGAAUAUUAAGAUAGUGCAACUAGCGGCGUUUCCUUUAGGGAGUAUUCUUUAUAUUACACACUAAAGAUUGUACAGUAGGAUAUUUUGGUUUCUUGGAAUUGAGAGUUGUUUCUUCUUCUUCUCUAUAUUUUGUAUAGUACAACAGUAGUGUAUUUUUGAGAGAAAGGGGAAAAAGAUGGUUUUUUUCUGUCGCUAUUUCACUUUUGUGCUGAUGAAAUUUUCGGAGAAAACUGAAAAAAAAAAUGGUGAGGUCUCUGACUUGACACUGGAAACACAUAGGGGCGACCCCUGUCCGAUCUGGAUACAUUUUAUAAUUAACCUUACAGCAGUAGUAAACCGUAGACAAGGUGUUUAUAGUUAAAAGGAUAAAGAAAUUUAAGAAAGGGAAACAAAAAAAGAAGCUUCUGGUUGAUAAAGAAGAAAAAGAAGUAAAUGAUUCUUAUCAACCUGUAUCGAUCUUCCCCCCGUACGUAGAUAUUAAGAAGUCCUUAGGGGGGAUACUGCUAGUCUUACGCCAUUCUUGAUCCAAUUUUUUUUUUGUUCUUGUUCGAGUUCCCAUGGACGAUAACAACUUUAACAAGAUGCUGUGACUGAAUAUUGAAUGACGGUCAAAGACACGAAUUUCAUUACAGUUCAGUGAUUAUGAUAGCAUCAGUUAGUGGAGCCGACAGAUUUUCUUGUAAUUCCACUUUGUUUUUGUUUCGAAAUUUUCGACAAUCAUCAAUACGAUCGACAACAUUCUUUUGUUUUUAGUUCUUUCAAUUUCUCGUUUACGACAUACACAGAACAGGCAACGCCGGCUGAAAAACAGAAGACGACUCGCAGAGGAGGGGAGCAGGAAAAAAAAAACAUUUUUUCGUUUGUGUGUGUGUGUGUGUGUCAUAAAAAAAUCUAGUUUCUUUUUACUGUGUGUGUCUAUUUGGAUUGUGGCCACGUUUCUCCAUCUCAGUCAAAAGACACACAAGAAAUAAAAGAUGGCUGGACCUCCCAGAAAGUUCUUUGCCUUUGCUGGCAACUUGGCUAUUUUCGAUUGUUUUAGGUUGAACUGUCGCGGUUCGACAACACCUUCUUUUGUUGUAGUGAUUGCAGUAAAUUCAGGGCAGUCUAAACAAUACUCUUUGCCUUCAUUACAUUUUUCAAGUCAGAUUUUCUAGUUGCUUUUCCGUUUGUUGUUUUCCGAAUUUGUAAGCGACGUUCGCCAUCACCCACAUACUAUUUUCUCUUCCAUCUUAUAACGGCUCGUAAAAAAAUUUGGAUGUCGUAAAGUCUUCGAUAGAUCUUUUCGGCGUUGUCUUUUCCUACAUUUUCUGAUGGAUUUUAUAUUGGGUAGUCGAUCUUACAAAUGGCGUCGAAGACCUCCUGACAGUUUUCGUAUUAAGCUUGGUUUUAUAACUACAGCAACCUUAAAUAUCCCGAUACAAAGUACAGACGGGAUUAGAACGAUGGAAUUGUUACGGAAUUUUGACUUGAGUUGAGCUCUUAACAAAGAAGUAAACAAAAGUUAGAGGUAGCACACGAAAAUCAGUUCCUCCCUUUUGUCUGUUCGAUUAACCAUUCGUACGAACUUUAAAAUCAAUUUUCUAGUAUGUAUGCUAAGUUCUAGUUUGCUGGACUCUUUUUUUGUGCCGAGUGAUUGCUCUUGUGUUUUUAUUGGAUUUGCUUUUUUGCCCAGAGUUAUAUAUUGCAUUUUUAUUUGAUUUGACCAAUGAACAGUGAGUUUGUUGGUUGGCUGCAUUUUCUUUUUUUUUUGUGUUUUUCGAACAUUGGCGGUGGAUUAGGGUCAAUUUGUGAAAUCAAUUCCUUUUUCUUUUUUAAAUUUUCAGUUUUCUUUUUCUUCCAUUCUUUUUCCUUAUGAGCUGUUGGAUAGGGCUAGAUGAAGUAGGAGUGUCACACACAGCGGGUAUUCUUCUUCAUCUAAAAGCAGAACAGGUAGAUUUGUAAACCUUUAACAGUCCUCCCCUCUCCAAAAGAUAAGAAUAAAAAAAAAAAAAAAUGUUGAUGGUGGGAACACACACAGAAAGGUAAAGAGGAAGCCUCUGUGAAAACAAGAAAAUGCCGACCAAUCAUUUAGUGCGGAAGAGGUCGUGGGUGGAGUCUCGACUGCCACCAAUGGGACAACCCCGUUCCGUAAACCGGGCAGGACCUCCCAAGCCAGUAGAAAGGUGGCUGCGUGAAACACGAAACCCAACUGUCUUCAACCAUCCACGUCCGACGACGUACCAUUGUGACUUUGACCGAAGAAAAAUUUAGAAAAUCGAAAUUUUUUAAACGUCGAAAAAAAAAAAAUUGUUUUGUUUUUUUUCAUUCCACAGUGCGAUCACAAAUUGAUUUCGUAUAGGCAACAGUUCAUUUGUCGUGUCAUUGUGAGACUCAUUGUACUCAUUCUGUCGUGCCCCGUUUUUAUAAUUUCGUGUGGCUUUGUGUAUGUGCAUGUGCGUUCGUGUUGGAGCCCAAAAUUGAACCUGCAAUCGAAUUUGAACACCUGCCCAGUUCUUGCCGGCCAAGGAUGCGCUUUGAAAUGGACAAGGCGCCGCUCCAGCACUCGCAUCAACACACUCAUUCAGUCGUGUCCAGCAAUCCAUCCGCUCAUCAACAUAUUCUGUCAGCGGCUGAAGGCGGACUCCCGACAAUGGUCGGUCACGGCCGCUACAUCAAGAACGAUCCGGGCAAUGCGGGCAUCGAUCGUGAAUGCCGCGUUUCACUGGAGGAACGUGAUCUCUGGAGCAAAUUCCAAGAACUCACCAACGAAAUGAUUGUCACCAAAAACGGAAGGCGGAUGUUUCCCGUCGUGAAAGUGUCAGUUGGCGGCUUAGACCCUAAAGCCAUGUACUCUAUCUUACUGGAAUUUGUUCAAAUUGAUAGCGAAGGGCGGUGCCGAUACGUCGAAGGAAGAUGGAUCCCGAGCGGGAAAGCUGAACGGCCUCCAUCCAACGCCAUUUACGUGCACAACGAGUCACCAAAUUUUGGUGCCCAUUGGAUGAAGGAGCCAGUGAAUUUCUCCAAACUCAAGUUAUCUAACAAGAAAUCAGAGCCGGGCAUGAUUAUGCUAAAUUCAUUGCAUAAGUACGAGGCUCGUGUUCAUAUCGUCCGGGUGGGCACCGACGAACGGCGCAUUUUGACUUACGCUUUCCCCGAGACUCAAUUUAUUGCUGUCACUGCCUAUCAAAAUCCAGAGGUAACGGCGUUAAAAAUUAAACACAAUCCCUUCGCCAAAGCAUUUCUUGACUCGAAAGAGCGAUCCGGCGGGGGAGGCGGACACGGUGGUCAGCACGGCGACUCGUCCGACAGUGGUGUCCAUCCGCAUUCUAUGGUUCAUCAUCAGUAUUCUCAAUACGGAUCUUGGUAUUUGUCGCCUAGCGCCGCCCAUCAUCAGAGCGUCUACGCUGCCCAGCAAUUAGCAGCCGGCGGAGGAGGAUCUCGAUUACCGUCGGGUAGCAACGGAUCGACUUCAUCUUCAUCGCCUGUUGGUCGAGUAUCGUCUUCAUCAUCAUCUACUGGCACUACAAACGCCGGGCAUCAUCAUCACGCAAGUCACCGCGUCGUUCCUUACAGCGUCCCGUCGGCUGGACAUAAAUCGCCCAGCACCGUUCCCGGUUCUUAUCCAAUCAGUGCAACUCAGACGACGACUAGUACACCGUACGGCGCACCGCAUCACAAUGCGGGGCAAUCCGGCAGCUACAACAACACAGCGGCCAGCUGGACGGCCAACAACUGGAAUUGCGGUGCUAAUAAUGCGGCGGCCGCUGCCGCAGCAGCCGCAGCAGCCGCCGCCGCUGCAGCAGCCGUUUCUUCCGGUUCACCACCCAUUACCAGCAACAACAAUAUCACAAAUGGAUCUGUAGGCGCUCCGGUUGCCUCCUCAUCUUCCGCCGGAGGUAGCAGCUGGACCAGCAAUCAUCAAUUGCCAUGGCUCUCGUCGGCUGGCGAACCUUUCCAGCAUCAACAACAACAUUACGGAACGAAUCCAGCAGCCGCUUACAGUGCCGGCUAUAUGCCCUCGUCCCAUUACGGAGGAGCACCGACCGCCCAUCACAGCACAGAUUUCGGACUGUCCUUCUCUUCAACUGGUUAUCCCGUCGGCUUGCCCGGCUCGUAUCCAUCUGGUCACUACUUUUUCGGUGGUGGAGAUAAUUGCGGUUUCUAUAACAAUGCUGGAUGCCAGCAACAACAACAACAGACUCACCAACAACAGCAAUACCAGCAAGUGUCACCAGUAGCCGUGGAGCGAUCAGCAUCAACCAGUUCCAGUCCUGCAUUUGAAUCUCAUCAGCAACAACAACAACAGCAGGUGGUGCUGCAACAACAAGUCCAAGUGAAGCAAGAUCUCCUCUCCGAGAGUUUCAGCGAUCACAGUUCGCCGAGACAGGAUUGGAGUCCACUCACUCCUCCUACCGGAGUUUAAAACAAUUCAAAUCAAACCAAAAUGAUGUCAAAAGAAAACAAAAAAAAAUUAAUUCGUGACUGAAAAAAAUGUUUAUCGUCGUCGAAGCGCCAGUGACUGCUCCUUGUUUGUUUUGAGCACUCCGGAAGAUGAGAUUAUCAUUGUAGGCCUCGUCUCGAAUUCAACCGGACAGUUGUAUCAUAUUUAUCUCCGUCUCUACUCGAUAGUCUUUAGCUUCUUUUUGAUUUGUUUUUUUUUUUUUUAAUUUGUGGUCAUCGCCACAGCUAAGAGGUUGCUGAACUAGCACGACAUUCACCAUGUAUUCUUUUAUUUUUGUGUGAUUUUUUUUCACGUGCGCAAUAAUCCGCUCCCCCAGAUCGCAAUUGUUUUUUUUUUGUUGAUUUUACAAUUCUUACAGCACCUUCUCCCCUACAAUCCAAUUACAAAACACUUUUGAAUCCCCCCUCAAUUUCCUUAUUACUGCUGUCCCUGUCCCACCUCCCCUAUUAUUCCCAUUGACUGAUAUAUAAGCAAAAGUCUGUGCGUAGUGCUGUAUGUGUCUAGUACUGUAAAGGGACAGACAAAAGAGCUGUAAAUAGAUAUCGAAUCAUUUUCA